Molecule: messenger RNA, 15384 nt
Organism: Malaya genurostris
Lineage: Eukaryota; Metazoa; Arthropoda; Insecta; Diptera; Culicidae
Product: neuroligin-1
Exons: 11
Coding region: 3430-6630 (1066 amino acids)
Biological process (GO): neuron cell-cell adhesion; synaptic vesicle endocytosis; chemical synaptic transmission
Cellular component (GO): synapse; cell surface; postsynaptic membrane
Molecular function (GO): signaling receptor activity; neurexin family protein binding
Source: RefSeq, a predicted model, not a curated record
CACGAGCCUACGGAGGACCCCAGGUUGGCCGACAAACGGUUUAGUCUUCGGGUACUCGUGCAUGCUGCCACACACCAGCAAGACGACGGUUUUGCAGUCAGAGUCGGUCGUUCAGAGGAUGUUCUCUCCCCGGGUGGGUGUCGUCAUACCGUGUCACAAAAAACCCCACCGCUUGGACGGUGUUGGAUGCCAGCAGACAGAUGGGUGUAAUUGGGCCAACUUCCGUCAUUGAUUGGUUCGAAUUGAAUUCGGCGGGCCCCGUGUAGUGUGUAGUGUGUGGGUGUGUAGUGUGACAAGGAAGGAUUUACUGAUUGAGGCGAAUUAGAUUCCCAAAAACGGCGGAGCGAGUCCGACCGUCCGUCCGUACGUUCGAAGGGCCGUGAUGAAAUGUGAAACAAAAUCAAUUUCUUCGCUCGGAAAUGGGAGUGCUACAUUGUGGAUCCUGUCGGAUGACGACAGUGAGAAAUAAGUUUUGGAAAAAGUGACGGAUGCUGGAGUUUGGUUCUCACCGAUUUUCUCUCCGUCUCUCGCGGUGCGGUGAUUUGAUUGGUGCGAGUGAUGUUGUUAGAAGUGAAGUUAGUCAAGAAGCUGUAGGUUUUUUUUUCGACCUGCUGUGAAACAUUCCCGUUCCCGGCCGGUGAUAAGGAAUUCUCUAAAGUCGGUUUUGUUGGUUUGCCGACCGAUGGAUUAGUGCAGCAUCCAAAAGCGAAGAAAAACCCCGUGUCCAGUGUUGUGCGUGUUCGUAAGUGUGUGUGUUUUCAACGUGCCAAAUGUCAAAAGAAUGGUGGAUGUGGUGAGUGUGUGAUGAGGGUGAUAUUCUCCGGAGCAGAAAAAACUCCACUUCACUCUGCCUCGGGUCUGCGGAAAAGUGUUGACGCGAGAGAAGCUGGAAGCAGCAGAACACACUCAAUCAAACCAGUGGCCAGAACCAGUGUUAGGGGGGUAGAAAUAGUAAAAGUUUGCCCACGGUCGUGAGUAGAAGAUUGGGCUAGGUCAGCGAGACCUAAUUCGAACCGAGCGGCGAUUCUGAGAAUCGCUGCCAGUGCGCGGCGGGCCAAGUGACCAUCGAUCCUGGGUGGGUUCGCCCGGUGGUUGGUUCCCGGAAUGGUUCGAAUCGAAAGCCGCCAGUGUGCGAAGGGUGAAGCGUAAUCGAAUAUCUCAAGUGAGGGAGAAAUAAAUCCACCUACCAGAGAAUGGUACUUCAAUAGAAUAGAGUCUACCAUUCUACGAAACCGCAAAAUCCGUUCGAGUGCAAAAACACGGUUCGGCUCACAUAUCGAAGGAGUUUAUUUGUUUUUUUUUCGCUCUGUGCAGAUUGGUUUGUGUUCUAUCUUUGCAUAGAACACGAAAAAAAAAAGCGAGUGAAUCCACUUAGUGCUGUCGGAAAUGAUGUGAAGUGAGGAUUAGCGAACAAGUUGGCAGUAAUAAACACAGGAUUAUCGUAAGACAUUUAGCCGAGUCGGACAGGACUCAGGUCGGUGGUAGUCGGUGUCAUCGUAAUCUACACUGGAAAGCCCGACCGUCGUGCUGGAAAUUCAGGAACAAGUCGUUCUAGUCGUAGGAACCUAAUGCAUGCUUUUUGCAAGGUUCCAGAAAAUUCAUUUCGCAGUAGCAGCAGCAGCAGCAGCAGCAGAUUCAAUUAACCUCGUAACCAUUUCCAUCAUCACAACCGGGCUUCUUUGCUGUGGAACACUUUUCCUUCCUCCCCCCGGAGCUUUCGACAAGGUUCCAAGAAUAGAAGAAAAAAAAACAUCAGAGCUCUCUUCAUCAGCAACUGCAGACAGCCAGGUGCAUUAGUCGAAGUGUUCAGUUCAAACCAUCCACCUGACUUCCAUCCCGCCAUCUGGCCAGUGCCGGCCAGGAUCCAGGAAGAAGAACUCUGAUCCAUAAUAAACGCCACUUGAUAUCAGUUGCCAGGUACCAGCUCACUUUUUGCUGUAGACAAGACAAGACAAACAAACACCAGAGUAAGGAUUAUCUCUUCUGCACAACAUUCCUCCGCCGCAGCCUCAACCGAAUUGUGCAAAGCAGACCAGAAUCAUGAGGGUGGUGAGCUUUACUAGCUAAUAGUGCCCAAACGUCAGAAACAGACGAACAGAGAGAGAGAUAGAGAGAGAAAGAGGCUGCUUUGCGGAAACUGUUGCCGGUAACAUCAUUGCGAAGGCAGUUGAUACAGGACUCCUACACUCUACCGACUUCAGUUACCUGGGCCGGAUCACGCUGCACGCUUGUUAGCAGCCAAAGCCGGAUCAUCAGAUACAGACUCAUUUUCGAGCUUGUUUAUGGUACUAAUAAAUGGCCACAUGUUCACUGAUUGUACUGCUCUGCUCUACUCGGCCGGUUUGUGUGUGUGUGUGUGUGUUUGUGUGACGUGACUGGGGCAGACGUUGCUCCUUAAGAGCCAGGAACUUCAGUGUUGGCAUUCUUUAUUGGCAGUCGUUAGAUGGACAUAAAUACUGAACCCAUCCUGCUGUAACUGACUCACUCAAGCGCACACAGGACAACAACACAGAUCCAUCCCACUCUGCACUCCCCGCUUCCAUUGCGGAGGAAGCUCUGGAAUCUAAUAAUGAAGUGAAAUCGAUUGUAUGUCUCGGUCGUCCCUCCGAUAAAAAAAAAAACAAACAAAACGAACUGCUACUGCCACUAAAGAAGUGUACAUUUUUCGCUCUCUCCAAACUACCCUAGCAAAUGGGAUGUUCGCCGGAAAGUGAGGGACACAAGCUCGGAACAAGUGGAAUGCAAUCUAGAAACUACAAAGUGAUAUAUCCUGGCACUCGUUAUUCCGAAAUUAUGUUCCAGUACUCGCGAUAAAUUCUUCGCUUCCCGGAAACGAACAGCAACGAAAUGGCAGUUCGCGAGUUAAAAUUUCUUGCUAGGAAGUGAAAAACAGGUUAGACAGGAUGUGUUUAAAGUAAAACAUUUACAAAGAAAACAACAGAAAAAAAAACCUACGCAACGAGAUGAAAGAAAAACACUCUUCCGGCAGGCCAUAUCUUAAAGAGAGAAAGCUAAACACUGGGAAGAGUGUUUCCUACUUGAAAAUCCGAACGAAAACCGAACAAGAAGAAGAAGAUGCAAACUGGAACGGGAAAUGAACGAACAGCUAAGAGUGUACGACAGCACUUGACAGUUCAAGUUUCGUUCCGUUCUCAGUAGCGGUUUGUGUGCAAAAUACACAGAAGCAAACUAGUUUAGGCCCGGAAACAAACCGGAAUGCACCCGACAAAGCAAGGGAAUUAGAAAUCGCUGAAAAUCCCUUAGUAAAAAUAGUUUCUAUGUGUGUGUGCGUGUGUGAAGUGUGUUAACAAAAAUAGUAGUGAAUUAAGUGGUGAACAAUGUAAAUAAUAAGGAUCACCGUGACGACCCUUCCGAACCUGCAUUCCUGUUUCUACCGGGGAACCCGCUACCACCCAAAAUUCGAGGACAAUGUUCGUCAAAUUCCAAUACUACUGCAUCAUCUACUUUCUGCUGGUGCGGCACCUGAACGGUUCCACGAUGGAUCUGUACAAAAACUCCCGGCUCAGCCAGCGCAUCGUGCAGACCCGGUACGGCCGGUUGCAGGGGCUGAUACUGCCGCUGGAGAGCUACAAAUUCCUCAAACCCAUCGAAGCGUUCCUGGGCGUCCCGUACGCCACGCCGCCAACCAAAAUGAAUAGAUUUAGUCCAACCCGAACGCCAUCGCCGUGGGACGGCGUCCGGAUAGCCGAUAAGUUCAGCCCGGUAUGUCCCCAGCGGCUGCCGAAUGUGAAUAACGAAACAGCAGCUUUAGAUAAAAUGCCAAAAGGACGACUAGAGUAUUUGAAACGUUUGCUACCUUUUUUAAUAAACCAGUCGGAGGAUUGUUUGUACUUGAACGUAUUUUCACCUGCACAUGCCGCUCAAAGCGACAGAAAAUUACCUGUUGUAGUAUUUUUACACGGAGAAUCAUUUGAAUGGAACAGCGGGAACCCGUACGAUGGGACCGUGCUGGCCAGUUACGGAGAAAUAGUUGUAGUUACACUGAAUUAUCGAUUAGGAAUUUUAGGUUUUUUAAAUGCCAAUCCGAGCCCCGAAAUACGAGCACGAGUGGCCAACUACGGCCUGAUGGACCAGAUGGCGGCCCUGCACUGGGUUCAGCAAAACAUUGCCAAGUUCGGAGGGGACCCAUCGAUGGUAACCCUCGCCGGUCACGGAAGUGGUGCCGCGUGUAUCAACUUCCUAAUGACUUCGCCGACGAUGGUGCCCGGACUGUUCCACCGGGCCAUACUGCUGUCGGGGUCAGCUUUCUCAUCCUGGGCGUUGGUCGAAGAUCCCGUGAUAUACGCCCUGCGGCUGGCAAAGGAAGUCAAUUGCUCAAUACCGGAAGAUCUGAUCAAAAGUCACGAGGAGAUCGUGGAUUGUUUGCGAGAUGUUCCGCUGGAGGAUCUGUUCGCGGCGGACAUUCAGCCACCGAGCUUCCUGAGUGCGUUCGGACCAUCCGUCGACGGUGUAGUGAUCCGACCGGGCCGGACAAAUCAAGACAUCGACGAAACGCCCAUCCGAGGAACUUCGAAGCGAUCGCAAGGAGCUGCCGGUCGCUAUGAUCUGCUGUUCGGAGUCGUAACGGGUGAAGCUCUGUGGCGAUUCAGUGCCGUUGACAUUCAGAGUGGUUUCGAGGGUGAACGGCGGGAUCGGAUUCUGCGGACAUACGUGCGGAAUGCGUACACCUACCACCUAAGCGAAAUCUUUUACACCGUCGUGAACGAGUACACGGACUGGGAACGGACCAGUAUGCAUCCGAUCAACACGAGGGAUGCCGCCGUAGCGGCCCUGUCGGAUGCCCAGUUCGUGGCCCCGUUGGUGCACACAGGAGACAUGCUGGCUCCGCCACCGCCUCUGCCCGGUCAGGAACCGUCCGGGCCGAAGUGUUUCUUCUACGUGUUCGACUAUCAAACCAAAGACGGCGACUAUCCACAACGAAUGGGAACGGUCCACGGGGAAGAUCUGCCGUACGUAUUCGGGGCUCCACUCGUGGACGGUUUCAAUCACUUCCCGAAAAACUACACCAAAUCGGAGGUGGCCCUGUCCGAGGCGAUCAUGAUCUACUGGGCGAACUUUGCCAGGACGGGGAACCCGAACGAGCACCACCGGCAGGACUCCAUCCUGUCGGCAUCCAAGGAGCGCAACCGGUUUCGCAGCAUCAACUGGGACGAAUACGAUCCCGUCCAUCAGAAGUACCUGGAAAUAGGCAUGAAACCACGCAUGAAGAAUCACUUCCGAGCCCACCAGCUGUCGAUCUGGCUCCGGCUGAUACCGGAACUGCACAAAGCCGGCAUGGAGGACGUGGUUGCGCGGCACAAUCUGUUCAAGAACCACGACGACCAGGAUAUCUACGAGGGCAUCGUGAAACCGAACGGGCUGUCCCGAAUGUCCUUCCUCGAGCAGGAGAACGUCAAACGAAGAGGCAUGAGUGGACCCCAGUUUGGCCAUUCGGUGCACAGCAAUGCUGUUGGUAUGACAACCGUGGAACCAUCGCUGUUGACCACCUGCAUGCCGGUGGCAAACUACACGGCCUACGCUCAGCCCACCGCCCUGGUGCUGAAUGCCACCAUGGAUACGUUGGCGGGACUGGAAGCGGCCGGAUAUGCGGCAUACUCGACGGCCCUGAGCGUCACCAUCGCCAUCGGAUGCAGUUUGCUCAUACUGAAUGUGCUGAUCUUUGCCGGAGUGUACUACCAGCGGGACAAGACCCGGCUCGAGGUGAAAAGUUUGCAGAAGCAGUAUCAACAGCGAAGUGGAAUGCACCAGCAGGGGCCGUUUGAUCCGAUUAAGCACGCCCACUAUCACCUGGGUCACUCGCAGUCCGCCAACGUGAUAGUGGACGUGGAAAACCACGACACCGGUGCACUCAUCCUGGCCAGCGACGUCAAAUCCCCGCACAUCUGCUCCAACUCGAUGCAGAUCAAUGUGAUGAAGAGCGGAUCACCGGGCAACGAUGGACGCAGUGAUGGUGGUGGUGGUGGUGGUGGCGGUGACGGUGGCGGAGGUGGUGGAGGUGGCGGUGGAUGUACGGUCCCAUCAGGUCAAACCACAAAUAAUGCAAAAAUCCCACUGGCUAAUAACACUUCGUACAAACCACGCACCGAACACAUUACGAUACCGAUCAAAAAUUCCACCUUCACCGGGGGCACCGGGAUGAUGACGCUGCCCAAACCGGGCACCGUGCACAUACCGAUGAGCUACAAUCGCAACGAGUGUAUGACACUGCCCCGAAAUACCGGCAUCAACGCGUCCAGUAUGACUACGGAGGCUCAACAAAUUAAACUACCGCCAAACGGAACUGCCAUCGGGGUCCACAUGCGCUCUAACGCUGCGACUGCUACCCUCGGCAGGCCACAAUCCUGCAGUUCCCCGGAGAACCGGUCCCUGCACGUCUCAUCAUCUCCCGCAUCGACGCAACAUCCGCCUCCGCCGCCGUCAAGCGGUCAUCAGCACACACACCAACACCAGCACCAACACCACUCCCAUUCCCAUCUGCAACAGCAGCAGCAGCAGCAUCAUCAGCAUCACCAUCAACAGCAGCAAGAUACCGGCGGAACACAGCUCCAGAACCUGAAGGGUUGCCCCCAGCAGCUGCCUCACGCGGCCAUGAGUGAGAUGCGUGUUUGAUUGCACUUUACCCGCGGGUGACCCCACAAUCCGGAUGAUGGUGAAAUUGUUUAAUGUUCUGUUUGUUGAUCCUGUUGUUACACAUACACACACACGUGCUACAUAGUACGACAAUUUCUGCCAGGGGGACACCACUGUCACUCUGGGCACUCAUUACUGACUGGUGCUCUUUUUACUGCUCUUAGACGCUGCAUCGUCAUCGCCAUCCCGGUUCCCCAUUCAGGUUAUGUUGAUUGAUUGUUGAUGUUUGUUAUGUUGUUUUAUGGAUAAAAGCGAAUCUACCCCAUGGGCCACAGUAGGAUUAGGAGGACCGGGACAGGAAAGGAACUGUCGAUAUCGGUUGGUUCCAUCAGUUUUAUCACGAUGUUCGUCGGUGUGACAGGUUGCCAUCAUUAUCGCGGGGUAGAGAGGGAAAACCGGUUGUUAUGGGAAUGCUACCCGCGGGGAUUAUUUGAUUAGGAUCCAAGUAAUCCAUGGUCAAAUGUUUCCUGACGAUCUUAUGCAGAACCGAAAACUGUCAUGUGUUUUGUUCGUUUUUUGCAGUCUCAUUCGCUUUCAAAACAAAUCAUCGAUUCUCGAAGUUUCGGUUGGUCAAAUAUCGAUAUUUGCACAGUAUACGGUAGUCACUGCAAAAACGAUAACAAUUGAAAGAGAAACAAAAGAACGAACGCUAUUUUUUCGCUUUGUCGGUGACUAACAACAUAGAUCUCGUUCAAUCCAAGCUCAAAAAUUUUCAACGGACUACUCCUCCUACGAAAAAAACGAUGAUUCACUGAGAUUUUGCAAAAUUUUAUUUAUUGCGAAAUAAUAUAACAAGACCUAUUCUAAUACCAUGUUCACAUUAGCCCUGAUAUCAAGUGAUAUGCGGAUAUACUUGAUAUCCGAUGAUAUAAUGUGCGAUAUUACAUGAUAUCCCAUACAAUUUGAUGUCAACGCGUAUCAUCAUUUUGGCAUGAUAUCCGGGAUAUCAUGUACGAUAUCAUGUCGAGUUGUCAAAAAUUCCAACUAGCAACACGGAUAAUGGCAUUGAACGCACUCAUUUAUGGACGUCACUUCGAGAAUGAUAAUAAACAAUCAUUAUAAUUUCAAAUUUUUCAAUGAAUACUAGCGUUCGGAGACAUUAAAUGCAAGACUUCAAUUAUUGAUUGAGUUGUAUGAGAGGAAAGCACUAUUAUUGAUCUUACUCCUAAUGGGAACAUUCAAUAUGACAACUUGAUUGUCAAACGAUAUCAUUUCGAUCAUAUGUGAACACUUCCACGUGAUAUGCAUAUCAUCUCGGUAUAUCAAGUGAUAUAAGCGCUAAUGUGAACAUGGUAUAAGGCCGUAGACCAUCUCGCGAAUUAUUUAAACUAUUAGGGCAUAUUCAGGAGUGUUCUAGUUCUAGAUACACAAUUUAUGUCAGAUUUAAGAUUUAAAUCUAGAAAUUAUAACAAAAUAAACUGGCAGCCCCAUCAGCGUUUUAUCUGUGUUUCAUAUAUAGAAAAAAUAGAACGGCAGUGUAUACCAGUUUUAAAUUUGACAGUAGAACUGGUCGAAUAAAUAAAACUAAAACGGAUUGCUGGGGAUACGUUUGUUUCAGUUUCAUUUACAUUAUAGACCACUCAUAUGAAUCUUGCAGCUGCUGAAUUUGCUCUUAGUCAAAAUUUGACAGUCGAGCAGUUGUUUUUUUUUUUCGAGUAAUUAAAUUUAACUAAAACUGCGACCCAUUUCAAAGUCCACAUUACCAGAUCCGAAUGGAUUCCGAAUCGGCGAGAAAUUUUUUAAUUCAGAAUUUCAUGUGGAAAUCAUAAUGAAUUCCGAAUCAAUUCCAAUUCUAAUGCAACAACCAAUUCCGAAUGAAAUAUGUUAUCUCCAUCAACCGGGUCGUUCGGAAGUCAUUCAGAAUCGAGUAUGAAAAGCGAAAUGAAUUGACGUUUCAAUUUCUUCUUCCUGAUUUCUUUCUGUUUUGUUUUGGUAUGAUAUACACUGAGGUUUUUUUUUAUGCGGUCUUUUUUAUGCGGUUUUUUUACGCGACUUUUUUUAUGCGAAUUUUCAGAGUUAUGCGGUUUUUUUUAUGCGAAGUUUCAGAGUUAUGCGGUUUUAUUUUAUGCGAAUUCUCAGAGUUAUGCGGUUUACCCUUCUGCGGUCUUUUUUAUGCGAAGUUUCAGAGUUAUGCGGUUUUUUUUAUGCGAAGUUUCAGAGUUAUGCGGUUUUUUAUGCGAAUUUUCAGAGUUAUGCGGUUUUUUGUAUGCGUUUUUUUUAUGCGGUACGAAAAUUCGCAUAAAAAAAGACUUCAGUGUAUAUAAUAAAGCAAAAUAGGAUUGCAUUUCAAUGAAUGGUAAUUUAAAAUAAAUUCAGAAUAACAUGGAUCUGUCUACGUUGCGGUCGAAUCCAAGAUUUUCAUUGGAAUUGAACAAAACAAAGUGAGGUUAGGAAGAGAAAUUCAUAUUAUAAAAAUGUUCUUAAUUCUGCUAAAGACUCUUAAGUGGUGGACUUAUAUAUAGUUCCAUAAUCAAAAUGUACCUUUGAAGCCUUUGAACUAGAAACAGAUAAUUCGCACUUAUUAUUUUUCCAACCACGAACACAAGCUUUUUUACUUUUUUCACAUGUAGUUAAUGACGUUUAAUACAGUGGCGUCAGGCGAAAAUUCUAGCACUGAACCGAUCGAGCACUGAAAAAUCAAGUAGUCGAUUAAGAAUUCAUUACUCAUUCCGUCAUUUCGAUAAUGUGGGGUAUGACGGAUCCCACAUUAUCAGAUCCGAAUGGAUUCCGAAUCGGCGAGAAAUUUUCAUUCGGAAUUCCAUGUGGAAAUCAUGUGGAAGUUAAAUCUGAAUUUUAUAACCAGAAAAACUGACAGCCCCAGCAGUGUUUUACUCGUGUUUCAAAUAUACUGGAAGAACUGGUCGAAUAAAUAAAACUAGAUCGGCUUGCUGGGGAUACAUCUGCUCUAUUAUAAAUCUUCCAUACAGAACUUCUAGCUGCUGAAUUUGCUCUAAGAGCCGGUCUUCGAUGCCGUUCUAUUUUUUGAGUAUUUGAAACACGAGUAAAACACUGCUGGGGCUGCCAGUUUUUCUUGUUAUUAAAUUCAGAUUUAAAUUUUGUAACUGACAUAAAUUAUGCAUCUAGAACUAGAACACUCCUGAACAAGGCGCCUAAAUUUUACACUAACACAUUCAUAAAUUGAGCGAAUAUUCAAUGACAUUUAUAAUGUCACUGUCAAUCGGGUUGAUCGAGCAGCCAAUACAGGCGAAAAUUAUAGCACUGAACCGAUCGAGCACUGAAAAAUUAUGCAGUGGAGUAAGAAUUCAUUACGAAUUCCUUCAUUUCGAUAAAGUGGGAUGGAAUGUUAUUUGGGUUCCUUUUACACUGAAAAUAAAAUGAUACCGAGUGAUAUAAUUAUUGCAAUGCAGAGAACGUAAGAACUUCGAGAAAAACUUACGCCAUUUGACAAUUUAUUGAAGCUUUCCAUUGGGACAUUUUAUACUAAAAGUAAAAGAAAAUUUAAAGAAAGAAAUUUUUACUAAAUAUCUGAAAAAAAAAUUCAGUAUCGGAAAAUAAUUAGCGAAUUGUCCAAAAUAACCAUGCUUUCGAGCAGGGUUUGUUUUUUGACAACGACAAAAUAAAUGUUCGACUGUCAAAUUUUAAUUAAACGUUAAAAUAACUCGUGAGUUGGUCCUAAGCCUAAAUAUUAUUAGUAUGCCUCAGUGCCGCCGAGAGAAAUUUUGGGCCCGGAAAAAUAUGAGAAGAUUUCUAAAAACUUGUGGGCAUCAUAAUAUUGUCGAGUCAAGAAGUUCGACAAAAUAAAACAAACAAAAUGAGUCACAUUACAAAGGUGCUUUUUUUUCAAUAUUCUUUUGCUAUGAAGGGCUUGGAGAAAUUAAAAAUUUUAAAUAAAAUUUUUAAAAACAUAAAUUUUAGAAUAUCCGGGCCCCUGAAAAAGGCCUUUUUCAGACGAAGGCCGUUUUUCAAGCGAAUAUCGAUUGUCAGGUGAAGGCCGUUUUUCGGUCGAAGGCCGUUUUUCAGGCGAAGGCCGUUUUAGGCGAAGGCCGUUUUUCAAGCGAAUAUCGAUUUUCAGGUGAAGGCCCUUUGCCAGACAAAUGCUUUUUUCAGGUAAAUGCUAUUUUUCAGUCGAAGGCCGUUUUUUAAGCGAAGGCCGUUUUCAAGCAAAGGCCGUUUUUUUCAAACGAAGGCCGUUUUCAGAAGCAGGCCGUUUUCAGGAGCAGGUCGUUUUUCAAGCGAAGGCCGUUUUCAAGCAAAGGCCGUUUUUCAAGCGAAGGCCGUUUUCAGGCGCAGGCCGUUUCUCAAGCGAAUACCAUUUUUAGGCGAAGGUCGCUUUUCAGUCGAAGCCCGUGUUUCAGACGAAUGCCUUUUUUCAAGCGAAGGCCGUUUUUCGGUCGAAGACCGUUUUUCAUGCGAAGGCCGUUUUUCAGGCGAAGGCCGUUUCAGGCGAAGGCCGUUUCAGGCGAAGGCCGUUUCAGGCGAAGGCCGUUUUUCAGACGAAGGCCGUUUUUCAGGCGAAGGCCGCUUCUCAAGGCGAAGGCCGUUUUUCAAGUGAAGACUAUUUUUAAGGCGAAAACCUUUUUCAAGGGGAAGCCCGUGUUUCAGACGAAGGCCGUUUUUCAGGCGAAGGCCGCUUCUCAAGGCAAAGGCCAUUUUUAGGCGAAGGCCGUUUUUUAGGCGAAGGCCGUUUUUCAGGCGAAGGCCGUUUUUCAGGCGAAGGCCGUUCCACGCAAAAGUCGCUUAAUGCGAAGGUCGUUUCGCAGAGAACCGUUUUUGAGACAAAGGCCGUUUUUUAAGGUGAAGACCGUUUUUCAGACGAAGGCCGGCAUUCUCGGACAAAGGAUAUUUUUUAGGCAAAUGACGUUUUUUAAGCGAAUAUAGUUUUUUUUAGCCGUUUUUCAGGCGAAGGCCGUUUUUCAGACGAAAGCCGUUUUUAAGCGAAUAUCGAUUUUCAAGUGACGUUGUUCAGACAAAUGUCUUUUUCAGACGAAUGCUUUUUUUUUGCCUAUUUUUCAGGCGAAGGCCAUUUUUUAAGCGAUGGCCGUUUUUCAAGCGAAGGCCGUUUUUCAAGCGAAUAUCGUUUUUCAAGCGAAGGCCGUUUUUCAAGCGAAGGCCGUUUUUCAAGCGAAUAUCGUUUUUCAAGCGAAUAUCGUUUUUCAAGCGAAUAUCGUUUUUCAGGCGAAGGCUGUUUUUCAAGCGAAGGCCGUUUUUCAGACGGAAGCUGUUCUUCAGGCGAAGACCGUUUUUCAGACGAAAGUCAUUUUUCAGGCGAAGGCCGUUUUUCAGGCGAAGGCAGUUUUUCAGACGAAAGCCAUUUUUCCGAAAAAUGGUUUUCAGCCGAAAGCCAUUUUUCGGACGAAGGCCGUUUUCAAAGCAAAUACCGUUUUUUAGGCGAAGGUCGUUUUUCAGUCGAAAGCCAUUUUCAGGCGAAGGCCGUUUUUCAGACGAAAGCCAUUUUUCAGGCGAGACCGAUUUUCAGGCGAAGGCAGUUUUUCAGACGAAGGCCGUUUUCAAAGCAAAUACCGUUUUCCAGAUGAAGACCUUUUUUAGGCGAAGGCCGUCUUUCAAGCGAAUAGCAUUUAUAGGCGAAGUUCGUUUUUCGGUCGAAGGCCAUUUUUCGGUCGAAGGCCGUUUUUCAGGCGAGGAGCGUUUUUCAGACGAAUGCAGUUUUUCAGGAGAAGGCCGCUUCUCAAGGCAAAGGCCGUUUUGCAGGCGAAGGCCGUUCCAGGCGAAGGUCGUUUCGCUGAGAACUGUUUUCAAGACGAAGGCCGUUUUAAAGGUGAAGACCGUUUUUCAGGUGAAGGCCGUUUUUCAAGCGAAGAUAAUUUUUCAAGCAAAGGCCGUUUUUCAAGCGAAGGCCGGUUUUCAGGCGAAGACCGUUUAUCAAGCGAAUAUCGUUUUUCAAGCAAAUAUCGUUUUUCAAGCGAAUAUCGUUUUUCAAGCGAAUAUCGGUUUUCAAGCGAAAUAUCGUUUAAGCGAAAGCCGUUUUUCAGGCGGAAGCCGCUUUUCAGACGAAAGCCAUUUUUCAAGCGAAGCCGUUUUUCGGGCGAAAUCCGUUUUCAAAUACAAAUACCGUUUUUCAGACGAAGGCUAUUUUCCAGUCGAAGGCUUUUUUAGGCGAAUGCCUUUUUCAGGCGAAGGCCGUUUUUCAAGUUAUGGCUGUUUGCAGACAAUCGGUCGUUUUUCAGCCGAAGGUCACUUUUCAACCAAGACCGUUUUUCAGGCGAAGGCUGUUUCGCUGCCGAAGGCCGUUUUUCAGGAGAAGGCCCUUUUUCAAACGAAGUCCAUUGAAUUAUUAUUGAAUAUUCGAAUGAUUAUUGAAUAUUCGAAUAACUCGAAAAAUCCGUUUACAGAAAUAGAAUGCUGAUAAUUGACUAAAAAUUGUUCGAUAAGUUUGAAAAAUUCUAUUCGAUUUUUGAAAUCCAACAUCCCUACUUGUACAAUACAUUCAAUAAACUGCUGCAGUGUUAUAAAAAAAAUGUAAGCUUCAAAUAAAUAGUGACAAUUUGGCUCUAAAAACUAACAUUUCUGAUUGGAUGACGUUUGUACAGCCAAUCACCUUGAACAUUAGAGGCAUCUAUUGGAAAACCGUGGAAAUAAAAUUGUUCUGUUGAAAAAAAUAUUGAACAAACGGCAAAAUAUUUCACUAUCAGAGAAUAGCUCAAAUGGUAUGCUGAAACAUAAUGAUUCUAAAGAGUAGAAUAUUUUUAAGCUUAUAUAACAAAAUUUACAAUCUCAAGGUCAUAAAUCACUUUGAUUGGUGAAGUGAACUGAAGAAAGUGAUCUCCUUUUUAUUAAAAGCUUGUAGGUAUGGUUUUCCCGAAUGACAAACUUGUUAAAUUUGCAUUCAUUUUUGCAUAAUUUAGUUUAAAACUUUACCUGAAUCCAUGUUCCCGAUUUUGGGACAACAAAACCGGUGUGUAAGCCUGAAAACUUUUAUAACUCGUAACUUGAAAUCAUAUCAAACGAAACUGUCAAGCAUUUGACCGUCGACGAAAGUCAUCCUUCGAUGAUCUUUCGGGGAAAUAACUCUUUUAAGUAUACAAAAUCAUUCGGUGAAUCGCCAAUCAACUAAAAGACCCAUUCUAUAUUUUAGCUUCAUUGGAAAUGGAACUAUUUUUAAUGAAAUCAAGUUCCUAACUAAAAUAAAAUCGAAAACGAAACUGAAUUACUUUUGUUAUACACGAAAAAACCGGAAGUGAAAGAACCACAGGUUCCAAGCUAAUUUCAGUUAAAUAACGUUAAGCCUAGAAUCGGAAGGCUCCAAACCAGCUAUUUGACAACAGUUAAGUUAGAGCACAGAUAACAGAUAUACAGACUCAAACAAAUUUUUUAAAUCCUGUGUAAAUUUCAAAUUUGUUAUACGUUGGAAACACUACUGUCACCUACUCGACUGUCCGCCGCGAUCAUUCAAAACGUUCCACUACAUUCCGAAACGAUAACAAAAUUCUCCUGCCUGUUAUAGAAAUAUUUCAACUACUAAGUGUUUAAGACAACUUUAUUUCCAUGUCGCAUAAAUCACACGAGAAUUCGAUCGGAAUAAAAAUAAAAAUAAACUUGUCAUUUUAACCAAAACAAAAAUCUAGCGUGAAGUGAAUGUUGCACCCAAAAUUGUAGCUCAUGUGAAAGCGCCACCCAAAUCGUGGUGGAACCUCGUGUCGAUUAUGGUGACAUCUGCAAGUGAUUAGCAAAUUUUACACACAGUUCAUAUGUGAGCCUGUAUAUCUGUUAUCUGUGCUUAUAGACUAGAGUUGAACUUCAAACUUAACUUAUUCUAGUAUUUUAGAUAAUUCUCUUCACGUUUCGUCUUCGAAACAUCAGUGCAUUGGCAGUUCAAAUUGAGUAAUUCAACUUAAAGCAUCAACGUCAGCUUAGCGGUUAAACUGCUAAAUGGCAAACUUCAAUUGCUAAUGCACUGAACCAACCGGAAAGUGGAAAACAAACAUGUGCUUUUUACACAAAAUGGUUACUAGGUAACUGAAAACCACUGAAUGAUAAGUUAAUGAAGUCAUUAAUAAAAUUUGAAUAUCAUAUAAAGCGAACUACUGGAAAACCAACCGAUUAUCGAUAACAUUUUCUACUGUCCGAAUAACUUCCACCCCGCUUCCGUCACACCGGUCGAACCGUCUACCGAAAGAAAACGUUUCGCUAAAUUUGAAAGCACCUAAACACACAAAAAUUGGCGUUAAAAGAUUAUCGCAAUAGCAAAUUUUCCCACACAACCUCCCGCUCAUGAAACGCAAACCGGUUUUCCAUCGAACACGAAUGCAAUGUACAGAUUUUUUCUACGAAUAGAAAACAAUACUAAACCAACCAAACAACCAAAAAAAAAGUCAGAAAAUUAUAGAUAAAUUGAAAUUUAAAUUUAAAAUACAACGUCAAGCUGGUAACGUAAGCGAAUACCACGAAGCGAACGAGAAAGCUAAGCAAAACAAGAAGAGAAAAAAACAAAUCAUAAACAAUCUUUCCAACAGUUGAUUAAUCCUGACUAGCUGACGAGAAGAACUGGUAGAAGAAAGCAAAACCAGAAUACAAAUAGACAUUCAAGGUGUAAAAGAUAUGAGAGUAAAACUAGCUGAUAAGAGAGGAAGAAUGCAGAUAAAUAACACAAAACGAAUGUUAAAUGUUAAUUGAAAAAUACUUUAAUUGAUUGGAUGUAACUCGAGGUGAACACUGAUUUUAAGCACUGUUUUAGAGAAGAAUAACUGAUGGGAUGAAAGUAUUGGAAUAAAAACUGUAUAAAAACAAAACUAACAAUCUGAGUAACAAAGUGAA